Centropristis striata (black sea bass) is the source of this 5578-nucleotide messenger RNA. RefSeq names its product SH3 and PX domains 2B (gene sh3pxd2b). Gene Ontology annotation, cellular component: cytoplasm. Gene Ontology annotation, molecular function: protein binding; superoxide-generating NADPH oxidase activator activity; phosphatidylinositol binding. Lineage: Eukaryota; Metazoa; Chordata; Actinopteri; Perciformes; Serranidae. The transcript is spliced from 15 exons. Bases 546 to 3356 code for a protein of 936 amino acids. Gene Ontology annotation, biological process: superoxide anion generation. The record is from RefSeq and is a predicted model, not a curated record.
UUUGAGCCCCCUGCUGUAAAGUAUAUUUCACUCUCCACUCCUCUUUGUAAAUGUGAGUGUGAAUGAUUAACUGUUUGAUCCAUGUGGAUCUAAACGUCACAGCCAGUGAAGGUGAUACAGCUUUAAGUGCACAGAUUGAACCCGUGGCUGAAGCUCCUGCAGCCUGCGGUCUGCUCUGACGCUGGAGGGUUGGUCCAUGGAGCAUAUCGUCCCAGUUGCUGAAAUGGGAGUGGGCGAGCUGGGAUAGGCUGGGAGUUUGGUUGGAGCCGUCAGCAGCGGGACGGGACAAGGCUCUGUAGAAGGGGGGACGAAGGAACCGAGCGAGUAUUAACUUCUGAGCUGCUGAAUGUUGGACAGGAAAUUUGACGUAGACAGCUUUACGGGAAAAUAGCAUUUGUUGCAUUCAGGGGUCACGGAUCUGAGCGGCGCGGAUGACAAAGAAGCGUCGCCGUGCAAACUUUCUCAACCGGGUUUGAUCGCUCGUGAAACCCAACCGGGAAUUCAGUUUUUUUUCUCUUAAACGGAGGGUUAAAGAAGAGGACAUCAUGCCACGGCGCACCGUGCAAGAAGUAACAGUGCAAGAUGUCCAGAAACGGAGAAAUCCCAACAAGCACUACGUUUAUAUCAUCAAAGUGUCCUGGAGCGAUGGCAGUACAGAAAUCAUUUACAGACGCUACAGCAAGUUCUUUGACCUCCAGAUGGAAUUGCUGGACAAAUUCCCAGUGGAAGGAGGCCAAAAAGACCCUAAGCGCAGGAUUAUUCCAUUCCUACCAGGGAAGAUCCUGUUUAGGAGGAGCCAUAUCAGAGAUGUGGCUAUGAAAAGGCUAAGGCCCAUCAACGAGUACUGCAGGGCCCUCAUUCAGCUGCCAGUCUACAUCUCCCAGUGCGAGGAGGUCAGAGUGUUUUUCGAGACAAGACCUGAAGACCUCAACCCACCCAAGGAGGAACCCAUUGGAAAGAAGAAAUCAGGGAUUGUGGAGAAGGCGACUACUUUCCUAAAGCGAGGAGAUUUCACCUCAGCAGACCCUCUCCUCCUUGACCAGUAUGUGGCAGUAACAGACUACGAGAAGCAGGAGAGCUCUGAGGUCAGCCUGCAUGUGGGUCAGGUGGUGGAGGUCAUUGAGAAAAAUGAGUCGGGGUGGUGGUUUGUUAGCUCAGAUGAUGCUCAGGGCUGGGUCCCUGCCACCUGUCUUGAGGCACAGGAUGACCCUGAUGACUUCAGUCUUCCUGGAGAAGAAGUGCCUCGGAGAUUCUGGUCACUGCCAAGGCACGUGGGUCGACGCAGAACUUUAGGGGAUCUAUUCAGCACAGGCUUUGGGCAAGACGAGAAAUAUUCUGUGAUUUACCCGUACUCGGCCAGAGACCAGGAUGAGAUCGACCUGGAGAGAGGCAUGGUUGUCGAGGUGAUUCAGAAGAACCUGGAGGGCUGGUGGAAGAUCAGGUACCAGGGCCGUGAGGGCUGGGCCCCAGCCUCCUACCUGAAGAAGACCGACAUCCAGGGCCAGAAACAAUCAGCCGGCGCUGCAGCUCACGCCAGCACCAAUGACCUAGAUGGGUUUUCUAAACAGAACCAGCAAAACAAUGCAGCCAAAGAGAACCGAGACAACAGCCAAAAAGAAAACAGACUCUCGUUUUUAGACAAAAGUAAAUUGGGAUUAAGACACAGACCUCCUCCACGCAGAGAUCUUACCAUUCCACGUGGUACAAACCUACCCAAGCCGCCUGUUGCUCCUCAGGUUGAGGAGGAGUUCUACACCAUAGCAGACUUCCAGACCACCAUCCCUGAUGGGAUUAGCUUCCAAGCUGGAGUUAAAGUUGAGGUGAUUGAGAAGAAUAGUAGUGGCUGGUGGUACAUCCAGAUUGAUGAAAAAGAGGGCUGGGCCCCUGCCAACUUUAUUGACAAGUACAAGAAGACCAGCAAUGCCCUGCGACCUAAUUUCCUCGCCCCUCUGCCCAACGAGAUGGAGAAGCUGAGACUGGAAGAUGGUGCUUCUACAAAUGUUUCAGGCACAGAUGACAGCUGGUCCAAGCCUUUACCAGAUGAGCCCCCCGCAGCUUCUGAAUCCUGUGCCCGGCCUAAGCUGAGAGAUUGGAAGUCCAAUGCAAGCAAGGCGGGCCCUCCCUUCACUGGGCCUUUACCUCCAGCCCCUGUGGCCCCUCCAGCCGAGGAGAAACCAGCUCUGCCGCCGCGAAGGGAGUCCAUUAACAAGAGCUUUGAGUUGGAGGUGUCAGAGAAACCGAGGGUUGAUCAUUCCAAACCUCUGCCUCCAAAACCUCCAGCUCCUGGAGUCAUCAUGCCGCUGGUUCCACCCAAAGCAGCCCCCUUCAAACAGGACAAACCACCAGAGGCUAAGAAAGAAGAUAAAAGCAAAGCUCUCCACCUUCGGAAUGAGAUGGGUCUGGAAUGUGGCCACAAGAUCUCUGCCAAAGAGGUGAAGAAGUUCAAUCUCAAACCCGUACCUAAACAGCCACCAAAACCCAAAUCAGAAGCGCAGGAGGAGAAACCGGAGUCGGCCGGCCCGGCAGUAUUCAUGAAGCCCAAGCCGGUGGUCCGACCUAAACCUGUUCCAGCUGCCAAGCCAGACGCCCCGGCAGAGAACAAACUAGACAUCACCAACCUGAGAAGCAAGCUGAGGCCUUCAAAACCUGCAGAUGGAGGCGCUGCGUCAGCUGAGGGGAACCAUCAGAACGACUCCUCAGCAGCAGUUCAUCCCAGUGCCCCCCCGAGCUCUCCCCCCAUCCACAUCCCUACUCUCAACAAUGGCAAGCACUGCGACGAGCCAAAACUCCCCCCAAAACACAUCAAUGGUCACAGCCAGGAGACCUCAUCGCCCCCUGCAAAACCAGCAGUACCUCCCCACAAGGAUCCCCCUCAGAGACCCCCGGCCAUGGCUCCCAGGAGACCUCCUCCUCCAAAGAAGACGGACCCAUCCAGCCCCACCGAGCUCAAACCUCCACACGCUCUAAGAGAAGUUCAGGACAUUCCCAAGGGCCCCCCACCCCAAAUGGGCAGACCCCCUCCCCCUAAACCCAAAGGGUUUAUUCAGCCGCCUACAAACAAAGAGAAAGAAGAGCCCAAAGUUAACAGAGUCCCAAUUCCUCCCAAGCCCCAGCUGAAGAGCGAGAAGCCCGGCCCGCCCAGGGACAAGCUCCCCCCUUUACUCAUGGAUGCCAGUAAGGACGAGCUGUAUCUAGCUGUGGCGGACUUCGAGGGGGAUGACCAGACAUCCAGCUUCAAGGUGGGCACAGUGUUCGAAGUGCUGGAAAAAAACAGCAGCGGCUGGUGGUUCUGUAAGAACGUAGGACAAGACGCCGAGAGCUGGAUCCCCUCGAAUUACCUGAGCAAGAAACCUUAGUGUGAAUGUUCUCUCCAAACCGUCACAUAUGGGUAAACAAACAAAUUUAAAUGAACAAGAUAUCACUACUUUGUAGCUAAUUAGCAUUUUUUUUAUUUAUAGGUACCUUUUUUUAAGACACGUUUUUGUUAUGUUGCAUUUUCGUUAGAAUAUUCUACCUAAACUGAACCAGCAAUAACACAUGACCUUGUUGGGUCGCGUGAUGUUUACGUUUUUUUGGUUGUUGUUGUUGUUUUUAUCUAAAUUUAACAUGAAAAAGUUGCUUUCGUUGCCGUAUGGUAGUCGCAGCCAGUGUCAGUCUUGCCAUUACUUAGGCUUAGACUGCUAGAACAGCAGUAAAUGUAUCUCCACCCAUGCCUUCUAUGAUAUUGUGCCUCUAUAUUAUAUGCAAAGUGCUUCAGUGCUUUAUAUAUUGUAUGCAACUGUAGGCAUAGUCCUUGUUGGAAUCUUAAAAACCUUUUGACUAGAAAUCAAAACUCUACAGAGAAAACACUAGAUGUUUAAAUCCAGAAGUAGGAAAAAAUAUAUAUCCCAAAUCCCUUCGACAAAGACUGCACAUGAACUCACCGGGGGGGUUCAAUGUGCACUUCAAGUGCUAUUAGCAGUUACUAACAGAGAUGUCUUUGCCAAGUAGAAGUGCUGUUUGUUAUACGAGAAACAUGCAUAUUAGUUUUUUGUGCUAUUGUAAUGCUUUUCUUUGUUAACUGCAUAAGUAAUGUUGCAGUGACUUGUAACAGAUGUGCACUUUUUCAGUCAUUUCAUAUGAGGUAAUUUUAAGGUUUGAGCGCGCUGAAGGAAGGGGAAGAAUGCCACAGUGCAAUUCGUUUCUUAGUUUUACAUUUUAUAUUAGCCAUGUUUGUUCAUUUUUUUAUACUCGCUGUAACAAAUAUCCAACAAUGUAAAGAUGAGGCUUGAAAAUCCAAACUGAACAGUUGACAGGGGUGUCAUGAUUUCGAUUUUUAAUAAGAAAAUCGAUUGAAAUCAGCUUUUACUAUCGAUUUCUUGAAAUUACAAGCAGGAUCUGCUCUUUUUUUAUUAUUUAAAUUUAAUAAUAUGGUCCUGAUUUGGUACAUUUCCCCCAAAAGCUGGUGAUUAUAUAACGCAUGGUACUUUUUUUUAAGUAUAUUAAAAAAAUGUACAUUUCAAAUACUUUUUCACAAUCAAAAUUCGAUUGUCGAACAUUGGCAGUGCCAUUAAUGUUGGGGGGGAAAAGAAAAUUGACUCAAAAUGAUACUUUCAAAUAAAAUGUCAAAACAAUCAUGACAUCCCGACAAUUUAAAAGAAACUCUCUGUCAAAGUAUUGUAACCUAAUCAUGUUAUCUCCCGCCCAAAAAAAUAAGAAGUGUGAAAUGUGACUUGCAGAGUACAUCUGCAUAUCUGUUACCAGAUGUCUGACCUAAGAAAGAAAAGAAACUGGUGAUCUACAGUGAUUUGUGCAAUGAUUUACAGUAUUGUAAGUGUACAGUCUGUUGUUAACCGAAGUUUGGUGCUCAAAUAACAGCAAAGAAUGACCAUUGUAUAAAUAGAAUGUUUUACAUGAAUGCUUGACUGGUCUCAAGCAUGGUCAGUAUAGCAAAUUAUUUUUUAUUGUACAGAAAUGAGAGGCAUAUCUUAGCUGUUGUCACUUUUUCUUUGAUGGUCCAUCUGUCAGGUCUUUUACUCUGUACUGAUGAAGGGAAGAGAGGGAGAAAGAGCUGAGGAACAAUUUGGUUGCUUGAUUUAAGGGAUUUGCUUAUUAGUCCAAACAUGAAGGUUGUGCCUUUUUUUUUUCUUGAAGUCACUUGUGAAACAGCUGGCUGCUACUUUCACACCAAGUGGUCCAGAAAUUAUAGAAAUAAUGUGCGAGGUUUACAAAAUAAAAAAGCAAAAUUGUAAAAUUAAAAUGUGCAUUUAUGGCUUAAGCAAUCAGACAAGGCUACAAGCUGUAACAUCGCUUCUAGUUGCUAAAAUGUUAUUGCCCCUUCCACCCAUGUUUUAUACAAAAAUACACAGUAUGUGACCAACUAGAAAUUUGUUGUUGGAGUUCAUUUUAAGAGUCAGGAAAGUACAGUACAGUGUAAGGCAAAUGUGUGGGUUGAUGGUGUCAUCAUGUCAGUAUUGUAAUCUUAUUGUCUUUUUUUUUUACUAUGUAUCUUAUUUUAAUCUUAUUUUUUGCCAUGUAUUUUCCAUUACAUUGAGUCUCCUUUUACUUAAGUCAAUAAAAGUUUUCGGAUUUUUCAGUU